AUCCAAAUCCUUUUGCAGUCUGAGAAGGAAAAAGCAAUAGAUGAGUGGCUACCAAUCACCUCCUCACGAAAUGCCAAGUGGUGGUACUCUGCCUUUCAUAAUGUCACAGCCAUGGUUGGAGCUGGAGUGCUUGGCUUGCCUUAUGCCAUGUCUAGACUUGGAUGGGGUCCGGGCAUCACUAUUUUAAUCUUAUCUUGGUUCAUUACACUAUACACACUCUGGCAAAUGGUGGAAAUGCACGAAAUGGUACCCGGGAAAAGAUUCGACCGUUACCACGAGCUAGGGCAACAAGCCUUCGGGGAGCGCCUCGGCCUCUACAUCGUCGUCCCCCAACAACUAAUCGUCGAGGUCGGCGUUUGCAUCGUCUACAUGGUCACCGGGGGCAAAUCCCUAAAAAAAUUUCACGACACAGUCUGCACCGACUGCAAAAACAUCAAACUCACUUACUUCAUCAUGAUCUUCGCCUCCGUCCACUUCGUCCUCUCGCAACUCCCCAACUUCAACUCCAUCUCCGGCGUCUCCCUUGCCGCCGCAGUCAUGUCGCUCAGCUACUCCACCAUUGCCUGGGGAGCUUCGGUUGAUAAGGGGAAGCAGGAAGGAGUGGAAUAUGGAUACAGAGCUCCUACCACUGGUGGAACGGUAUUAGGGUUCUUCGGUGCUUUGGGAGAUGUGGCUUUUGCUUAUGCUGGCCAUAAUGUGGUUUUAGAGAUUCAGGCAACUAUUCCUUCCACUCCAGAGAAGCCUUCGAAGAAGCCGAUGUGGAGAGGGGUUGUGGUGGCUUAUAUCAUAGUUGCUCUUUGCUAUUUUCCUGUGGCGCUUGUUGGGUAUUGGGCGUUUGGAAACGCGGUUGAGGAUAACGUGCUUAUUAGUCUUGAGAAGCCGCGUUGGUUGAUAGCUAUGGCAAACAUGAUGGUUGUUGUUCAUGUUAUUGGGAGCUAUCAGAUUUAUGCAAUGCCGGUUUUCGAUAUGCUUGAGACUCUUCUUGUGAAGAAGUUGCAUUUUCCUCCUGGUUUUGCACUGAGGUUGAUUGCUCGGAGCACUUAUGUUGCUAUCACCAUGUUCCUCGGUAUGACUUUCCCUUUCUUUAGUGGACUACUUGGUUUCUUUGGAGGAUUUGCGUUCGCACCAACAACAUACUUUCUUCCUUGUGUGAUGUGGCUGUGUAUAUACAAACCUAGAAAGUUCAGUUUGUCUUGGAUAACUAAUUGGAUUUGCAUCAUUUUGGGGCUUUUCUUGAUGAUUUUGUCACCCAUUGGUGGUUUAAGACAGAUCAUUAUCGACGCAAAAACAUACAAGUUUUACUCAUAAGCAACAAAUCGAAGAACCGGCAAAAAUCAUAGUUUAUUUCAUGUUGAUAUAGCAUUGUAACAGGUACACUUGAACAGAAAUGUCCAUGAUUGCUGGUACAGAUGUCUUCCAUUAGAGAUGAACUUGUUUAUGAGUGGGAAGAUUGCUAAACUGCAAAGGUUAAGAGACAUUUUAUUAAAUAUAUAUAGUUUCUUAUAAACUAUAUAACUUUUGGUAUUCCUAUUGUAAUGAUGUUAAUUACCAGGAAGGUUGGUCUCUAUUGGAUCAUAUAGCUUCAGAGAGUAAAACUUACAAGGACAAUGUGUGUUACUGUCCUAUUUUGUUUUCAGGGUAGUAAUUGGCUACUCUAUUGAAUGUGUAUCAGUAAUAAGUUCUUUGUAAGUGAAAAUGCAAUUUAUAUACAGCUUUUUUGUUUA
This is a messenger RNA of Dendrobium catenatum, 1724 nucleotides long. Its product is annotated as lysine histidine transporter 1. The transcript has 5 exons. Lineage: Eukaryota; Viridiplantae; Streptophyta; Magnoliopsida; Asparagales; Orchidaceae. Gene Ontology annotation, cellular component: plasma membrane. The record is from RefSeq and is a predicted model, not a curated record. Bases 112 to 1308 code for a protein of 398 amino acids.